Populus nigra (black poplar) is the source of this 2327-nucleotide messenger RNA. RefSeq lists its product as uncharacterized. Gene Ontology annotation, cellular component: nucleus. Lineage: Eukaryota; Viridiplantae; Streptophyta; Magnoliopsida; Malpighiales; Salicaceae. Gene Ontology annotation, molecular function: RNA polymerase I core binding; RNA polymerase I general transcription initiation factor activity. The coding region runs from base 219 to 2132 and encodes 637 amino acids. The transcript is spliced from 16 exons. The record is from RefSeq and is a predicted model, not a curated record. Gene Ontology annotation, biological process: transcription initiation at RNA polymerase I promoter.
CAAAACCCUGAAUUUUGCUACUCUUCUUUUCUUUGCAGCCGAAACGCAAAACACAAACUCGCAUACAAAGAAGAGCCAGCCGCCCCCUUCAUAAAUUCACAGCCACAGCUCCACCGUCGGCUCGUCACUGCUCCACACUACUAAUCCAAACACAAAGAGAAGAGAAAGCUAUACACCAAGUUAAAAAAAGCCGCCUUCUGUUAAGUGGGGAUUAACAGAUGGGUGUUGAGUUAACCCAUCAAUAUACAGAAUAUAGAGCAAUGGAGGAUCAAGAGGAGGUGGAGGAAGGUGUUAGUAUUACUGAUUGGGAUUUAGUUUAUCAUGUUAGAGAUGCCCUUUUAUCUGUCAAAACGGGUGACAGGAGCAGUUACCACCAGCUUGUUGGGGUUUUGCAUCACAGAGAUCGUUCUGCUCCUGAUAAAGUAGCUUUGCUUUUGACGAGUCUAAAGGCACUAUCUGGGGCAGUUUCUUACAUAAACGACGUUGACCAUGUCGCUCUUCUUCAAUCUAUUUUUGGAAUGAGCAUGUGGAACUGUGUGCCUGAUGUGAUGGAUGCAUUGCUUGAACUUAUAAUAUGCUUGGCUGCUUCAAAUGGAAAAUAUGUUGAUUUAUGUCUUGAUAUGCUUGUAAACAAUUUUAUGCCACCGAUGGAAUCAGAUAUGCUCCGGCAUCCACGUGGUCAGGCAAAAAAGGACCAAGUUCUUCCUCGUGUGCAUACUGGUCUAGAAGUUAUUGUUGAUUUGGUGCCUUUGGCAGCCUUGAAAUUGUCUACAAAUGUUGUACAAAAGAGGCCUAUGUUCUUCAGGAAGGAUUUCAACAUGGAUCGUCUAAAAUGUCGCAUGGAGAUAUAUUUGAAGAAUAUGCUAAUGUUGGAGGGUGGUGCUAUUAGAGAAUUUGUUGGGCACAGUAUGCUCGUGGAAGUGGUGAAUAUGAUGCUAGAAUUGGACGUUGCAAUUGGUUGGGAUGAAUUGUUAAGGGAUGAUCCUAGUAAAGGCAUCUUUACAAUGGAGUUAGAAGAUGAGGAAGAGGAAGCUGAUGACGAUGGUCAGGCAAAUGAUGGUGAGCUUCCAAGCACGUUAACUCUCAGGAAUUUAGGUAAAAAUGUCACUGCUGACUUGCUGGAUAGCUUGAUGAUACAAUUUCUCGAGCAUCUUGAAGCCUGUGCGGACAAGAAGCGUUUGAGUGAGGUAUUUGAAACUCUUUUAUCUUCAUUCAUGGCAACUAUUUUGAACACGUACAAGUCAAAGUUUUCUCAGUUCACGAUUUUCUAUGCCUGUGCACUUGAUCCUGAAAAUUGUGGUGUGAAAUUUGCUCAAACACUCGUGGAUUUGUUCAUAUCUACUUGCAACCCACCGGUUACGAGGAUGAGUGCUGUGGCUUAUCUUUCUAGCUAUUUGGCUCGUGGGAAGUUUCUAUCUGCUGCCUUCGUCAUGAACAUGUUGAAAAGGCUGGUGGAUUGGUGUUUGAGAUAUUGUGAAGAGCAGGAUGGUGACAUGAAUCCAAAAGCACAUCAAGUUUUCUAUUCUGCAUGCCAGGGAAUUAUGUAUGUGCUCUGCUUUCAUAUGAAAUCAAUAAUGAAUGUUCCUACCCUCAAAUCACAGCUCCUCCUCAUGCCUAUAGAGCCAAUAUUGAAGCACAAAUUGGGGCCAUUGGAGGUCUGCUUGCCAUCAAUUGUAAAUGAGUUUCUCAAACAAGCUAAAGCAGCCCAUCUGUUCACCAUCUCCAAAGCAUUCAUCUUCGAAGAUUUGCUGGAAUCAGAUCUUUCUAGGGAUUUUGGUGGGCUGGAGAGGCUGGACAUGUUCUUCCCAUUUGACCCAUGUUUGCUGAAGAAAUGUGACAGAGGUUUCAUCCGGCCAAACUUUAUAUACUGGAACCAUGUCAAAACUACCUAUGAUGAUGAUGAGGAAGACAGCAGUGAUGAAGACAUUGCUGAUGAUUUUGGGGUUCUGAAUGAAGAGAAUUUCAUGGAAGAAGGGAUGGCAAGGAGUUUUGAUCAAGAUAUCGAUCUUGAUGAAUUUGACUACGUCAUGAACAAGAUGUCCAUCACACCUAAGAAUACGUCAGGUUUCCACUUUGGUGGUGAACGAAUGCCUUCAAAGAUAAGACCCUCAACAAGUCCAGAGUCCUUGUGAUUCGCCUGAAAACAUAGAAAAGGAAAACUGCAUCGCACAAGUUAAUGAAAAGAUUAUUUUGCUUAGUUGCUCGGCACACCAUGUUUGGGGUUGGGUCAGUAGUUUUGAAUUUUGAUGGUGCUGUGAUCUAUUCUUUGUCCAACUUUCUCGAACAUUUUGUAAACUUAUCGUAUGAGGUUACAAAUUUUGUGUCAA